GUGACGUAAAGCACCACCGAAAAAGAAAAGCGGAAAGAGAAAUUCUGUGAGGGUUGGCAUCUUUGUUCCGUCAUCCUAGACCCACUGCCAAAGUAGAGAGCUGCUGGAUUUUAGCGAACAGGGCCGAAAUGGAUCAGUACAAACUCGAAAUAAAAGAGGAGGACGUGGAAGUUUAUCAAAAUCAGAACAAGAGCGAUACGGAGCAGCAGGGCCCGAAUUUAUCCGAGCAGGACCGGCUCACCACUAGCGAAAUAAAGGAGGAGCUGCAGGACCCGAGUUUAACCGAGCAGGACCCGGGUUUAACCGAGCAGGAUCGGUCCACUAGCGGAAUAAAGGAGGAACAGGAGCAGGACCCGAGUUUAACAGAGAACGACCGGUCCACUUGCGGAAUAAAGGAGGAGGAGGAGGAGGAGGAGGAGGAGGGGGAGGACCACCCGAGUUUAACCGAGCAGAACCCGGGUUUAACCGAGCAGCUCCGGUCCACUAGCGGAAGGGAGGGGGAGCAGCAGCAAGACCACGACCAACCUGGUCCCACAGAUCAACAGAAACACAGAGGAAGACGAGGUUCAACUCUGUAUGUCUGUCAGGAAUGUGACCAAGCCUUCACCAGUGCAUCGCAGUUAAAAAACCAUGAGAAGUUUCACACUAGAGGAAAAGCAUACAGCUGUGACCAGUGUGGCAAAACCUUUACUGCAAGAAGUAGCCUAAAGACCCAUCAGCAAAUUCAUACAGGUGAAAGACCUCACACCUGCACCGAAUGUGGAGCAGGCUUCCACACGUCGAAGGAUUUGAAAACCCACUUUCGUUCUCACACUGGAGAGAAACCUUACUCAUGUGAACAGUGUGGAAGAGCUUUCUCUCGGAUUAGUCACCUACUGACUCACCAAAUUGUUCACACUGGGGAAAAACCUUAUUCAUGUGAAAAGUGUGGUAAAUCAUUCUCUCGACCCAGUACUUUAGUGACACAUCACCUUGUUCACACUGGAGACAAACCUUACUCAUGUAAACAGUGUGGAAAGGCAUUUUCUCGCAACAGUGUUUUACUGAAACACCAUCGUGUUCACACUGGAGAGAAACCUUACUGGUGUGAACAGUGUGGAAAAACGUUUUCUAACAGCAGUACUCUACUGAAACACCAACGUGUUCACACUGGCGAGAAACCUUACUUGUGUAAACAGUGUGGUAAAUCGUUUUCUCAGCCUAGUAAUUUAGUGAGCCAUCACCGUGUUCACACUGGAGAGAAACCUUACUCAUGUGAGCAGUGUGGAAAAGUGUUUUCUAUUAGCAGUAGUUUAGUGAAACACCAUCGUGUUCAUACUGGACAGAAACCUUACUGGUGUGAACAGUGUGGUAAAUCGUUCUCUCGGCUCAAUAGUUUGGUGACACAUAAUCGUGUUCACACCGGAGAGAAACCUUUCUUAUGUGAACAGUGUGGAAAAGCAUUUUCUGACAGAAGAAGUUUACAGAGACACAAACAUAAUGUUCACACCGGAAAGAAACCCUAAUCAUGUAACUUUGGAAAAGCAUUCUGCCGCAACUUUAUUUCAUUUGUACUUGUGGUUCAACAAAAGUACAAUAAUAUUCUGCUAUAUCAAAUGUCAAAGAUUCCAAGGGAACAAACAUCAAUGAUCAUGUCAGCACCAAACUUGAGCAGGAGAAUAUGAAAAUAUCUUGGGGAAGAUGAUGUUUUUAAGAUAAGUUACAAUAAUUUUUAAUUUAUGUUGUAGUUUUAAUUUGUGAAGUUAACAAACUGUAAUCAUGUUAAAGCGGAGUGGAAUGCUACAAGGCAAGAGUCAAGUGCAGGUCUUAGGUAAAUUCUGCAUUUUCAAGUUUGUCAAUGUUUACAUAACUUAAGUUGAAAGUACCAGAAUCAACCCAAGUUCAAAGUGCAAACAAACUGUGGUUUUAAUUGAAGUGAGACAAAGCUGAGCUCAUAUCUGAAGUAGAUGUGUGGUAAUGCUAAGGAACAAAGCAAGCAUCACAAAGGCAGAAAAUGUGUAUAAAAACUCCAGGUUUUGGCUAGUUGGAAGAGGGAUUUGCAGGUGCAGGGGGAAUAAUAAAUAAAUACAUUUUAGUUGUGUUUGCUUUUUGCUAAAUAAAAUACAAGCUUUGUAGUUUAAGUAACAGUUUCUUUCUUUCAUUUUUUGUACCAUCUCUCUCCUUGACGAUAUAAAAGUUCGAAAUUAUCAGAAUCAGAAAAGGCUUUAUUGCCAGGUCCUGUAGAGAGCACUUUAUAGAACUAGGAAUUUGUCAUUGUGUUGGCAGCUGGUGCAUCACAACACAAAAAGUACAAACUGCUGAAGUGAUGCAUCUCUACUAUUAAGUACUGUCCCCAUUGCUAAGUUAAAAGUUGUAGUCAUGUUUUAUUCCAUUGUUGUUUUAUACAUAGAAGUGUCUCCUAAACAUGUACAUAUUCAUGCUUCAAAUGUGCUUUUGAGUUUAAGUACAUUAAACUGAGUUUAAAUACAUUUAUACAUGGUCACAUAAGUGUGACUGAAUAAAUGCACAGUAAGUGUUUUGAAAGACUGUGUGUGUUAAUUUCAUACUCAAACUAUAAACUGAUGAAUUAGACAACAAUCAUUUUGUAUCACAGAAUAACUGCUCAAACAGGUCAUGACAGCUUAACUGGACAGUUACAGCCUGUCACCCAGGGCCACUGGUUGAAAUUUCAAGCAUAUAAGGAACAAAUUAUUUUAAUUGAUUAAUUAAAUUAUUUUUUACUGGCUUGAGGCAGAGCUGAAAACAGAACAUUAGAAUAAUCCAGUCUGGAAGACACCAAAGCAUUCAUUCAAAUCUCAGGUAAACUGUGGGUUCGAAUUAUUAUUUCAACUAUACUGAGUGUUUUUAACAAACCCCAAUCUACCAAAAGUGAACACAAUAAGUCCAAUAUUCGUCUGACAGCUGAUCUGUUUCACCCGGAAGAUUACAGGUCACAGGUUGAGUGACAUGAAAUGCCAGUAUAGGUGUGUGUCCCGCUCCAAGGGUUUAGAAAAAAACGUGCGUAAACGCGCCCGGGGCUGAGGAGAAGGGUGGAAAAUCACGAUCUCGCCUAGAGCACUGAAACACUUGUGCCUGAACUGCACAAAAUCACGUUCGUGAGCCUGGUGGGGGGCGCAUGGUCACGAUCGCGAGCUGGGAGAGGGGGCGCGUAAUCGCGAUUGCGUCCCGGGGGGUCGAGAGCUGGUGAGUAGGGGGCGCAAAAUCAUGAUCUCGCCUAGGGCGCCAACUUGGCCAGGGCCGGUGCCCUGACUCGUAGGACUGUAACUCGUGUGGGCUGCACUCUGGAUCAUACAAGUAACCCUGAAUAUCAGACCCUUAUAACACCAUAGAACUCGCUGUCUUCUAAAUAAUCCAGAACAGGUCGUCCGGCCAUUGAAUAUUAGUGCUGUAGGUGUAUGCAAUGGCGGCCCAUUCAGUUUCGACUCAGCAGGCUGGCUCUGCCCCCUCUCAGUGUGACCCUUGCUGAGGCAGGUACAGAGGAAAGCAGAAAGUGGUAGUUGUAGUUUUUGAGCCAACGGCAAACCAUCUGCCGAGGCUUUUUACGUGAGGAAUAAUUGAUAAGUUCUUUUACUAGAAAUGAUGGAGCAAUCUGAGUGUCCCUUCAUUCUUAUAUAUUACCUGAGAUUGUUUUGGUCAACCCUUAUUGAAAAUCUCUGAAGUUUUCCUAUAAGGAUGCACUGUUGUGGUUGAUUAAAAAUACACUUUUGCAACACUCAAUCAGGCUGAGGGGUAACGUCACCAUCUAUUUGAUUAACUGCUUCUCUGAGCAACUCGAAAACUGUCCUCCCUCCUGCAGCCAUUCCGUCCACAAACUACGAAUCCUGUAACGAUAUUCACGCCGUGUUUUGCUUCAGUUGCCAGAGCUUCACCUACAUUUCAAGGUUUAUUAUUGCACUACCCUACUUAAAUCGAUACUUAAAGUGCUGUUGCUUGUGUCAGAGUUAAGAAGUAGCCAAUUGCAUAACUGCUUCCGCCUGUUUGAGUUGAUUGACAGACGAAGUCAUUCUGCUGUAAAGUGGCAGUAUGAAAUGAAUACGGCACUCGGGAAAAGGGAAUUAUUGAAUAAAAACAUUUUGAAAUAAAGUCUUCAGGAUUUAAAAUGCAGAUGUAAUAAUUAGUAUUACUAUGAAAAUAAUCAUCAAUAAUGAGCAGAUUGUACAGCAUUAUGAAACAUAUUUUAUAAUAAUAAGCUUAAUUUGUAAAAAUGUUUGUGAUUAUUUAUAAUUUCAUGGUCAGUUUAAAUAAUUGUCUCUCUUUCAUAAUGUCUUAUUAAUUAAUUUUAUAUUGAACACUUUGGAGUUCCAUAUACUGACUUCCUGCAAAUGUUUGUUUUGGGCAACAAAAAAUAACAAACAUUCAUUUUAUUUAAUAUUUUAAAAUCACAGUAAUCUUUAAAUUCAGAACUAAAAUAAAACAAGUAACACAAAUAAAAUACACUUAAAUAAAAUAUUAUUUAUUUUCCCAAGCCUUAACUACAGUAUAAAAAUGAAGCAUAAUAAUUGAGAAUUGUAGACUAGAAAACUUCAAUUGAAAAUUGAGGAGCUGAUAUAGAAUGAGUAUGUGAAAUCUAAUUUCUAGGUGUGAUAUUUGAUGAUAGAGAUUACCAGGAAAACCUAUCUGGUGGAAUUCAAUGAAAGAAAUUAACUUGAGGGGGACAGUUAAAUUUAAAAAUUCAUGCAAUAUGUAUAACCAAAAAGAUUGUAUAUUUCAGGAAUGGAAAUUAGUUUUCAAAGAGGAAGAGAAGCAUAUAAGCAUUUUUUUAAACAUAUUUAAAGGUUUGAUCUUGGGUUUGAUUCCCAGAGGCGGACCAGGUGCCUUUCUGUGUAGAGUUUGUAUAUUCUCCCCAUGUUGGCGUGGGUUUUCUACGGGUUCUCCGGCUUCCUCCCACGGUCCAAAAACAUGCGUUAGGUUGAUUGAUCCUCUAGGUGUGAGUGUGGGUGUGAAUGGUUGUUUGUAUAUGUGUGGCCCUGUGAUGGACUGGCAACCUGUCCAAGGUGUACCCCGCCUCUCGCCCAUAGCCAGCUGAGAUAGCCUCCCCCCCUGCGACCCUACGUACGUGCGGAAUACAGAUGGAUGGAUUGAUGGAAUCAUCAGCCACUAUCAUCAAGAUAGUGAACAAAUGUGGUAACAAGACAUCUACUAAUAGUGAUGGCAUCACCAUGGCAACUGUUAAGUGGAUAAUUGAGGGAAUUUGCAAAGAGUGAAAUGGCAAAGGUUAUGCCACUGUAUAAAUCUGAUGAUCAGGGAGUGGUGCACUAAUAUUAACAUUCUGUAAUGGUUCGCUUUUUUGAUGUGUGAGAUCAUGUGUAUUGCUAUUUCAACUGCUUGUACAAGUUUGAAAGAAUAAUAAUAAAAAAAACUGCCUAAUCACCAAUGAUCAUGACGCAAAGUACAGAGGACUUACUCAGGACUUUGGGAACUGAUGCCAGCGGAAACACCUCCUGAUCAAUGGAGGAAAACAAAGGAGAUGGUGGUGGAUUUUCGCAGACGGCAGUCUGCUGUCAUCCCACCAAAGCACAUCAAGGUCCUGGCUAAAAUCACAUCCAUCCUGGACCAGGACUCUCACCCAGUGGAGGACUCACUGCUCUCGAGAGCAGCUUCAGUAGUGGACUGAUUUCAGAGGUUUCACAGGUCUUUCCUACCUGCUGAUUUAAGACUGUAUAAUCAGCACUGUUAGCUGCCUCCCCGUCCAUAACUUACCCACUGCAUCAGUGGUUAUGUAGGAAAAUUUUCAAUAUUUAUAUACUCAUACAAUAUGCAACAACCCCUCCCAUUACUCCAUACUCAAUCUACCCUUCUGUAUAUUGUUGAACUGUGCCAACACAACUUGACUUUUAAUUCUUGUUGCUGUAUAGUUCUCCACUGUAUCAUGCUUUGUGCUGUUGUGUGACACAAUUACCCCGCUGUGAGACUAUUAAAAGGUUGUCUUAUAA
Molecule: messenger RNA, 5933 nt
Organism: Betta splendens (Siamese fighting fish)
Lineage: Eukaryota; Metazoa; Chordata; Actinopteri; Anabantiformes; Osphronemidae
Product: zinc finger protein 664-like
Exons: 2
Coding region: 129-1505 (458 amino acids)
Biological process (GO): regulation of transcription by RNA polymerase II
Molecular function (GO): DNA-binding transcription factor activity, RNA polymerase II-specific; RNA polymerase II cis-regulatory region sequence-specific DNA binding
Source: RefSeq, a predicted model, not a curated record